Chaetomium globosum CBS 148.51 is the source of this 1854-nucleotide messenger RNA. RefSeq lists its product as uncharacterized. The coding region runs from base 1 to 1854 and encodes 617 amino acids. Lineage: Eukaryota; Fungi; Ascomycota; Sordariomycetes; Sordariales; Chaetomiaceae. The transcript has 5 exons. The record is from RefSeq and is a predicted model, not a curated record.
AUGUCUUCAACUUUGUUAGAAUCGGAGCAAGGGAGUGACUCCGCAAUAAAACCGGCUCUCGACAUAGCCGACCUCUUCCGCGAGCUGCAAGAAACAAAUCGGCUGUUGAGAGAGAUAGCAUCGCAAAAGGCGGUCGACCAAGACCCGACUCAGCCGAUCCUAUCGCGGGUUUCAAAAGCCAGUGAAUCAUCGCGUAACUCGGGCAAUUUUAUCCAGCCGGUGCACCAGGUCCGAGUGUUCCUCAGCUCGCCGGAUGUUCCCAGUCGAAGAGCAAACCCCAGCGGUCGACUGUUGGAGCUACAGUGGGAAUGGAGGCUCAGCUCGAGGAUCCAUGGACUGUCCUUGGCAGACGGUGAACUCGAGAACCUCCGUACCCAAUGGCUCGUCGAGUUCGAUCUCGAUCGAUUAACCGAGCGCGUUUCGAGGCACUCCGGAUGGAUCCUUGGCAAAGACACCCGCCGCAACGGCAUGCUCUGUGCAUGUCCCCUUGUUUAUGGCCCCGGCGAGGUGCUUGCACCGGCAAACUCCAUUCUCGAUGAGUGCCACAAGGCCAAAGCUCUCGUUAGCAAGAUGACAUACCCCGAACUCGUCAGCCCUGGCGCACUCUGGCACUUUACCACCCCCAUAUGGGCCAACGGAGUUCUUCCCCUGAGCCGCCUUGCACUCAUUGCCGCUGUAUGCCUGGUGAACCCGGAGGAGGAAUUCGAGACCGCGCACGACUUCUUGCACGUAUUUUGUGCUCCAUGGAAACCUCUACGUUUCCGGGGGACAGGCUUCAGCUUCAACGGCUGGACCGGCAGCAACGAGAUAUCGUACCAGCACACCAUCCGCUGCUUCUCCAACGUUAUGGUUGACGACCAAAGCGACUUUGCUCCCUACGUCCGUUGCCAUCGCGAGUCUGGCCAGUUCCCAGCCCUCCCGGGAGCGCCCAGUCCGUUGUUUACUGAACGCCGCAUGUCUAUACUGUGCCGCUGGUCUGAGCUGAGUGGCGAGCUCUCCUUCACCAUUGUGCUCCUUGGAGACUUUCAAUCACUGAAACAGGAAUCUCAGGCAUCCAAUGAUUUGUUUACAGAUUGGAAGGACCGCCACUUUACCGUAAAAGGCAAGAAUGCCGGCUACCACAUGCUGCAGUCUGCUGUUCACCGCAUGCUGAUGUCCUGGGAGAAAGAGUGGUCUCAGUGCCUGGAUAGGCUGGGGGAUACGGUUAACAUCAACCUUAACGAUAUCCUUAGCGAUGAAACUAGCAACCGCCUCAUGUUUGACACCUCAUACGCCCGGUCCCGCGUCUACUUCAAGACUCUGGAGAUUCUUCGUAUUUUUGGGGAUAUCAUACGAGAAACCGGCCGAGACCUGCAAGAGAUGGACCCUGAGCGCCUCCUCCAGGGCAGCUUUCUACGCGCCGGUUGGGACGUUCGGUACUUCCUCAGGGAAGAACCAGCCACGGACAAGGCGCUGUGGAAAAACUGGCGGAUCCUGUCCGAGUUUCAAAAAGGGGCCGAGGAACGGUUGAUACGGCGGAUCAAUGAGAAGACCGAGGAGAUUAAGAGUUUGAGGGACGGGUCAAUCUUCGGUACGCCACUAUUCGAGGCGGAAGAGCAGGCUGAGACAGUCCAGCGUUUCAAGACAUCAACCAUAAUCGUCUGCGUCAUCACCUACGUCCUCGCCUUCCUGCUCUUGUGGGUUGCCGACAAAUGGGACACCGCCGGGAUGGCUGUACCACGAGACCCGCCGAGUUUUGCCGCCUCGACGUGGAACAGACUCAAAGGUGGUAACCGGGAAGACACGCAGACAGCCCCCUCAGCCGCAUCACCAGCAACAAACCUCUCCUCACACCAGCGGACACCGAACGAGUAA